This is a messenger RNA of Vavraia culicis subsp. floridensis, 2662 nucleotides long. RefSeq lists its product as uncharacterized. The coding region runs from base 87 to 2111 and encodes 674 amino acids. The record is from RefSeq and is a predicted model, not a curated record. Gene Ontology annotation, biological process: ubiquitin recycling; proteasome-mediated ubiquitin-dependent protein catabolic process. Gene Ontology annotation, molecular function: ubiquitin binding. Gene Ontology annotation, cellular component: nucleus; cytoplasm. The transcript has a single exon. Lineage: Eukaryota; Fungi; Microsporidia; Pleistophoridae.
CAUCUCCUCAUCUCCUCCUCAUCUCCUCCUCAUCUCCUCAUCUUCUCAUAUUAAAAACCGUACAACCCCUAACAACAAAAAAAGCAAUGCUCCCCACAAAAAUGCAAAGCAUAAAAACGGUGAAAAUGCACACCGCUGACAUCAAAGCACUUUCAAACACCUCCAAAACAAUCAUAUCAUGCUCGCGUGAUAAGACACUGUCAUUCUUUACGGAUGAUUUGGUGUUAAUGGGAAGAGUGGAAAUGAGCUUUGGGUAUUUGACAGCUCUUGCUGUGGAUGAGCGGUUUGUGUACGUGGGUAGUGAGGAAGGAGUGAUCAGCGUUUAUGAACGGAAUGAUGUCGAGGAUUACGUUGGAAAUGAGGAUGGGGCACGUGUAAGUACAGGUAACGGUGAAGUAGGUACGGGUAGAAGUGGUGAGGAAGUGGAUGGAGAGGAGGGGCUGGAUAAAAGUACAAAUGUGGAUGGAGAGGAGGGGCUGGAUAAAAGUACAAAUGUGGAUGGAGAGGAGGGGCUGGAUAAAAGUACAAAUGUGGAUGGAAAUGAAAAGAUGUGCAAAAAUGGAAGUACUGCCAAGAACACCUCAGAAAAUAAAAGUAAAAGAACCGGUGAGCUCAUUCCGCACACAUACAUCAUCCACCAUACAAAAAACGUAACAUCACUCGUAUCAGACAACUCACUCCUCAUAAGCGGGUCAUGGGACAACGACAUGGUAGUUACAGACAUUAGCACACAUUCUAAAGUGUACAGCUAUACGCAUCCAAGCGGUGUGUGGUGCGUAAGAAAAGAAGGUACGCGUAUUUACACUGCAUGUAUGGAUGGGUGCAUAAGAAUGUUUGAGGAUGGAGAACUGAAGGAGUGUGUAAGCGUACAUGGGGGGUGUGUGCGUACAAUGAUUGUGUGUGGAGAGAGAAUGGUUGGCGUAAGCAACGAUGGACGGGUAUUGCUGUGUGGGAUUGAUGACAAGACCGUGGUUGCAUCGCGGAUGCUUGGUGUGUAUUGCUACGAUGUGCUGGUGCUUGGUGAUGGUUUGUACACGUUCCUAUUCCUUGCAGAUGAUGGAGUGGUGUUUAUAACGGAUCACUGCUUGGGCCGUAUGCGUAAGGCAUGCAUCGGAGAGUUCUGCUGGUGCGUGGUGAGGGAGCACGAGCAUUUGUACUUCGGGAGCUCCAAAGGGAACGUGAUCAGGAUUGCUGUUGAUGAUUUGAUAGAGCACAGCACGGAUGUGAUGAUGAUCGAGAAGGGCGUUGUUGUGAACGCUCAAAAUGAUGUGAAUAUUGGUAAACAGCUCGAGGAGAUAAAGAGUAAGAUCAAAGACAGCAAGGACUACAAGAUUGAGGGUACCACGCUGUUCCAAAAGCAAGGGGACACGUGGAUACAAGUCGGUGAGGUAAUGGGUAAGCGAGACAAUACUUUCACCGUUGAGCUGGACAAUAAGAAAUUGGAACUGAGCUUUGACAACGAUGAAAAUGUGUACGAUGUGGCAGACCGUUUUCUGCGUGAGAAUAAGCUUGGCGAUGAGCACAGGGGUGAGAUCGUUGAGUUCAUACGGCAGAACUUCAAGAAGUGCGGGAUGAAAAAGUUCAAAGACAUCGACACUGUUGGAUUGAGGAAGUACAUUGAGGAUGAGGACCUUGUGAAGGUGUUAGAGAGUAUCAAGGAGCAUGGUGUGAAGUACGGUGGUAAUAGCAGUGUAGAUGGCAAUCAAAAGGGUGUUGCUGGGGAAGGUGCAGUCGUAAACGAUAAACCUGAUGCUUCUCCCACAGGUGCACCUGUCAAUGGCUCAAUCGAUUGCAUCCCUAACAUGCAAAUGUGCGUUCUGGAAUCAAAGCUCAAAGCACUGUUCACCGACCAGGAUGAUAAUUUCUAUAUCAUCGACAUUUACAGGUUCCUCUCGUUGUACGGGUUGCCCAUCGACUACUCGUUCAUACUUACCUACGCACCAAAGACAAGGAAGGAGAAAAUUACGUUUGUCAUGCUCGUGUCCAAUUUGUACUUCUGUCCCCCUUUCGAUCUGGAAAUGGUUCACGGGAAGAUUAGAGAAAUGGUUGGUGCUGUGAGCGACAAUGUAUGGAAUGUGUACGAGGAGAACAGGCGGAGUAGCAGUGCUUAGUGGCUGUUGAUGAGGGUGUGUUAGUUGUUUAUGCGUGUUUGUUCGGUAUUUGUACUUUUGGACAUGGUUUUGUUUAUGCACAUGUUUUGUGGAGUGUAUGUGCUUUUUACUAUCUGUGGUAGCUGGUCGUGUGCUGAAGCAAGUAAUCUUAGUAAAUACCGUGGUGGUUUGGCAGACGUACAUUUUAGUUUACUCAUCGUAUUAAGCACAAGUGUUUGAGCUCUUUGCUUGGAUAGUUCAGUUAUUGAUUGGUGUGCCACAAUCAAAUCUUCAUCUUUCUCUUAAGUGCUGCAUGCAGAUGAUUUUGUUGUAAAUCUGGUAAUUUAUGCCUCUUUCACACAAUGAUGCAUUUUAUAUUCGAUCUGAUCCUUAAACAUGCUAAAGCACGGCAUGUCUGCAACUAUCAAGGUGUAUCUCCAUGAACUAAAGGCUAGUGGUUGCGGUCGGUUCUAUCUGACAGAAAAGGUGUAGCUUGCGUAAUAUUGGUAUCAGAAGAUAAGUAAAUGGCAUUUAAUAAAAUGGUAUCAGAAGAUAAGUAAAUUGCAUUUAAU